Molecule: messenger RNA, 1354 nt
Organism: Linum trigynum
Lineage: Eukaryota; Viridiplantae; Streptophyta; Magnoliopsida; Malpighiales; Linaceae
Source: the annotation of a GenBank genome assembly
AAGAAAAACAAAGGAAAAGGAAAGGAACGAACGAAAAGAAGAAAGAGAGAGAGAGCGAGAGAUCAAAGGGAAAGUAGUCUCGAGGAAAAAGAAAGAGAAGAAGGAAUCACCUCCCCGCCUCCCCUCCCUCCCUCUUUCUAAUUCUCCCGAAGGCUCAUCCCCAUAUCCCUCCUCCUUCCUUCCCCGCCAACAUAACCGUGUCUCUCUCCAUUUUUUAACUUAUAUCUUUCUCCUUUUCGACGAAGAUCUGAUCGGAAAAAUCUAAUAUAUUAUAUAUUUUCUCCCACCCUUUUACGGAAUGGGUUUUCUUCAUAAGUUGUGGGACGAGACGCUGGCCGGCCCGACUCCCGAGGCCGGCUUGGGAAAGCUCCGGAAGUACGACUCCUUCUCCUCCUCUUCUUCUUCUCACAUUGCUCCGCCGCUGCCAGGUAUUCGUAUCGGCCGUGCGCCUCCAUUGGUGGUUACACGAAGCAUUACCAUGGCCAGGGGCAACCGGUUUGCUUACAAUAAUAGUUCAGGUGUUGAAGAUUCUCCUCUUGCUUCUCCAAAUACCAAUGAAUCCCCUUUGUCGUCAUCCACCCCUAGCUCGCCUUCCACUCCUGAAUCACCAGGAGGUGGUGGAGGAGGAAGGUACAAUCAUCAUUUCCAUUCCAAGCGAAUGGCAAGGCGAAAACCCUCUUCACCUUCAUCUUUCUUCGGAGAGCCUCGUUGAUUCUUCACGUAUGUAUAUAUAUACAUAAAGCCACCACCUCUCUGAAAAUAUUAUUUUUGUUAUAUUUUUUAUUCUUAAUUGACUUUGUGGCUUUGGUGCUGCUGGGAUAUAUUGUGCAGGGCUCUAAAUAUGUAUGAACAAAGUGCAUUUGGAUCGUAGAGAAAGAUCAAAAUCCAAAGUAUAUAGUAAAGGCUCUUCUUCACUACACCAUCGAUCUCCAUGUGAGAUCACAGAACUAAGCUUAUGUAUAUACUUCAAAUGACAAAGUUGUGUAUAUAUAUAGUGUAUUAUACCUUCUACUAUAAAAAUGUGCAAAUUCAAGCAGCUCUCCCAUUCUAUAGAUGCGCAUGUACUUUGUUAUAAACACAGAAUGGUGUAUGUCUGUCGUACGUAUACUUUUUUAUUAUAAACCCAGGGACAUGUAUACAUGAUUGUAUUAUAUAUAGUCAUGCAUGUAAUGAAUAUCUUGUUAUCAUCAUAUGCUUAAAAACAAGUGUAUGUUUAUGCUUAUGUUUCUACCUUCUCACAUUCACCAGUAUUAUACUAACAAAUUAAGUCAACCCUGGUGGAUUUGAACCUCUGGAGGAUCUAAAUGAUGAUAUGGAAUGCAGUGGGAUACCCGAAUAUACGUGCAAUAUAUUA